Daucus carota subsp. sativus is the source of this 633-nucleotide messenger RNA. RefSeq lists its product as uncharacterized. The coding region runs from base 28 to 606 and encodes 192 amino acids. The record is from RefSeq and is a predicted model, not a curated record. The transcript is spliced from 4 exons. Lineage: Eukaryota; Viridiplantae; Streptophyta; Magnoliopsida; Apiales; Apiaceae.
UCUUUCUCAAGUCUGUAUUCCAACCAAAUGGAUAUAUCACUCCAAUGUGAUGACUACUAUCUAAAACCUUACUUUGAGUUUGCUGAGAAAGUGUCUCCCUACAAGAGGAUUCCCCUCUUUGACACUGUAAAGAAUCUUUCGAAGUCAAAUCCAGGCCUUCAGACUUUAACAAGUAUUGAUUUGACCCCUUCAAGCUGGAUGUGUGUCGCCUGGUACCCUGUCUGUCAUAUCCCAAAUAUCGGGAUACCUUUCAAGGACUUUGAGGCUGCCUUUCUGACAUUUCAUUCCAUAUCCUCAUUCUACCAGGAUUUUCCCGAGGAAGAUGUUCAAAUGGGUUGCAAUAAACGCAGCCCAUCAAUUUCUCUACCACCAUUUGGGUGUGUGACGUACAAAGUGGAAGGGAACAUCUGGCUGAAUCAUGGGGAUUUAGACUUUGGGAGAUUGUAUCAUCUUAAUAAGGCUGCUGAUUUGUGGAUUAAUCAGCUUGGUUUCGAGCACCAUGAUUUCAGAUUUUUCACAAGGCAAUGUAGUCAUCAUCUUGUCUCUGCGGAGCCCAAUGCAGAGCCCUCUGCCGAGAACAAUUAUUCCUUUCAUCGGUUUCUCUGAUCUCUUCCCUGCACGGGAAGGCAGCUA